Messenger RNA from Pogoniulus pusillus (Red-fronted tinkerbird), 1680 nucleotides. Its product is annotated as D-beta-hydroxybutyrate dehydrogenase, mitochondrial-like. Bases 126 to 1271 code for a protein of 381 amino acids. Gene Ontology annotation, cellular component: intracellular membrane-bounded organelle. NCBI's taxonomy places the organism in Eukaryota, Metazoa, Chordata, Aves, Piciformes, Lybiidae. The record is from RefSeq and is a predicted model, not a curated record. The transcript has 4 exons.
GCGAUCGCAGAAUGCUUACAGUCUGUGCUGUUCUUUUCCAAACAAGCCACAGGAAACGUGGCGGGGACGAGGAUGUCCCUCUCCGGUAGCAAGAGGCGCCCUACUAAGCCGCGGGCUUCAGCAGGAUGCCUUUCCUCACCGUCGCUCGGAGGGGCCGGGGCCAAGAACCCGUCCCUCUCCGCUCCGCAACCUGUCGGAGCGAGGGCGGUGCCUGCGGACGGCCGCUGCCCGGGGGCGGGCUGGGCGCUCCCCACUCACUCCGUCCCGGCCAGACGGUGCGGCGGCGGGCGGCCACCAUGUGGGCGGCGGCUGCUCUCCUGCUGCUGCUGUUGCUGCCGCUGUUGGUGCGGCUGCGGCAGCGCACAGCGCUGCCCCUGGAACCGGUCGGCCGAGCUGUGCUCAUCACCGGCUGCGACAGCGGCUUCGGGCACCUGCUGGCGCUGCGCCUCUACCGCCUCGGCUUCACUGUCUUCGCAGGCUGCCUCUGCCCCAGCGGCGAGGGUGCGCGGCGGCUGCAGCGGGAGGCGGCAGUCGGCCCCGGCCACCUGCAAGUCCUGCGGCUCGAUGUCACCCGCGACUGCGACGUGCUAGCUGCCAAGGAGCUGGUGCUCAGCCAUCUGCCCGAGCGAGGUUUCUGGGGACUUGUCAACAACGCAGGAAUAUCAACAUUUGGUGAGACAGGGUGGCUGUCUAUGGAGAAGUAUGAAAAAUUUGCAGAUGUGAAUCUCCUUGGGAGCAUCAGGACAACCCUGGCAUUUCUUCCCCUUCUAAGGAAAUACAAGGGACGCAUUGUUUUCAUGUCCAGCGUUAUUGCCUACUUUGCUCUGGGAAAUGGCAUUUAUUCUAUGACUAAGGCAGCUAUUGAAAAAUUUUGUGAUGCUCUAAGACUGGAAAUGAAGAAGUUUGGUGUCCAGGUCUGUAUUAUUCAGCCAGGAAAUUAUGCACGCUCUACCCAGAUUCAGCCACCAGUCAAUGCCGAAGAGAUUUGGAAUGAACUCAAUGAAGAGGAAAAGGCAGUUUAUAAUAAGGAGUAUGUUCAAGAGCGGGCAAACUUUUUCAACAGCAUACUCAGUGAAGGAAGCCCUAACGGCAGUGAGGUUGUAGAUGCUAUGGUAGAUGCUUUAAUGUCUCCUGCUCCCAAAGCACGUUACAUGGUAGCAAAGCUGAAGGAGAAAGCACUGGUGUUUGUGUGUACUUUGUUCCCCACUAUUGUGAUGGAUUCUGUUCUGUCUUAUGCACUGAGUAAUGUAAAACUUGGUACUGUUCAGUGACUCAAGCUAGGGAGUUUGUUAAACUGUGAAAACCAGGGCUGAGUUUAAUGCCUCCAGAACACCAGGUUACUGAGUCAGAGGCAUGAUAGAGACAUAAUGGAGCCUAUCCCAAAAGGCAGCUGGACAUUUGAAAUCAUCACAGCUGAGAUGGAAAUACCUUAUCUGUAGGACCCUGAGAAGUCAUUUAUUAGGCAUGAUGGGAAGAGUUAAUGGCAAAGUUAGGAAUCAGCAAUAGAUCUUGAUAUACUUUGAGUGGAGUUAGGUGGCUGUAAAAAAUUAGGGAGAGUCAAAUAAUAAAUUUGUAAUAUGGAAACAGCUGUUACAAAGCCACUAUAUCAUGGAAAAUUAGCAGUAUAUUUCAUUUACAAAUUAAUAUCUCAAUCCUAAAUAAACUCUAUCUUUUAUCAAA